This is a messenger RNA of Armigeres subalbatus, 2065 nucleotides long. Its product is annotated as galectin-6-like. The record is from RefSeq and is a predicted model, not a curated record. Bases 363 to 1589 code for a protein of 408 amino acids. NCBI's taxonomy places the organism in Eukaryota, Metazoa, Arthropoda, Insecta, Diptera, Culicidae. Gene Ontology annotation, molecular function: carbohydrate binding. The transcript has 2 exons.
GUUUUUUUACCGUGUGCGAUGUCAUAAUAAAAACAAACAAAAAUAAAUUUCAACUUGGAAAAAUUGGGAAUUUCUGCCUUUUUCGUUAUAGUUUUUGGUGAAAUUUUUAAUAGUUUUUGUCGUUCAAAUAUAAAUUUUUAUAUGUAAUAUACAGUUGAACAUCUAGCAUUUCCAAAAUUAAUGAUUAUACGAGAAGUUCUUUAUUAACUUUGACUGUCGUUAUAUCAAAUGGACUGCAAUUACUUCCUCGCUGACACACAGUAAAUAAGCAUCCUCGGUGUUGUGAAGAGCUGCACGGUCGAGGCAAGAUGCCCCCUCUAUUCCCCUUUGAAUGUGUUGUGCAUAAGUGCUAAAUGGCGUAAAUGGCAGUGUUCGCUUAUCUGCUGUUCAGUGUUGGUGAAGACCUGUUAGAAAUUGCAGACGUAUUCAUUCGCUCUAGAGGUUCCCUGGUGGAAUGUAGAGAUUAUUUACAAAGCAAACGACGUGAUCAAUUAUUUCGUUACUACAUUGCCCAAUAUAGUUGCGAAGGUGACAACAACGAACGGGAUCGAAUUACAGCAGGAAACAUGUCUUCCGAAUCGCUGGAUAGUUGCGAUUUUGCCUACCAGGAAUCUCCAAUUUCACCCGGGUCAAUUAGUCUGGAUAAAAGCUCAUCAACGGAGGUCGUCUACACCCUGGAAAAUAUUGCGGAAGUCUCACCCGGACUAAGCUUUGUCAUUAGUGGCACUAUUUUGCUGACCUGUGAGCGAUUCUCCAUCAAUUUGAUGCUGAAAAAUUCGGAUCUGGCUCUGCAUUUUAAUCCGCGACUCCCACAAAACUACAUCGUCCGAAAUUGUCGUGUAAAAGGAGUUUGGGGGAAAGAAGAAGUGGCAUCUCCUUUGUCGUUCAAUCUUCACCGUGGUCAAAAGUUUAAAGUUCAAAUCCUGGUGACCGAUAAGGAGUUUCUCAUGUGUGUUAAUGGUCGACAUUUCAAUACAUUUAAACAUAGGCUGCCUUACAGAAAAAUAUGCGCCCUUGAAGUCAAAGGGGAUGUAAAAGAUGUGAACGUUGAGCAGGUCCAUGUUGAAAGCUAUCCCGACAUUGUGCUGGAGGAAAUAAAGCAAAUCUCAACGGAACACUUUACCUUUCCGGACAUAUUAGAUUCUCACUAUAAACUGAUGCCUUACACCGGUCGUUUGGUGGAACCGUUUACGAAUGGGAAGAACAUGCACAUACGGGGCCGGGUCAAGCUGCUUCCGCACUCCUUCUAUGUGAAUCUUCAAAGUAAUCACUCUGUUUGGCCCCAUCCGAGCAUUCUCUUUCAUUUGAAUCCACGUUUCGGAAAUGUGGGCGGAAAGCAUGUAAUCUGCCGCAACUCCUGGCUCAACGGAAAAUGGGAUCGUGAGGAACGCUCAGAGAAUUUGACUGAUUUCAUGCCCGGAAAAACGUUUCACUUGAAAAUCGCUUGCACCGACGUAAGCUAUCAGGUAUAUUUGAAUGAUAAAUUAAUUGCCGAAUUCAUAUUUAGGGAAAAUCCUUCACUAGUUGAGACGGUCUAUAUUCAAGGUGAUAUAAAAGUUUUCGAUGUAGUAUUAGAAUCGGCCUAUUAGUUUAGACGAAAGAAAGGUUUGAAUUCGUCGUCGCCCUAUGACCACUAUUAUACGCGUAAAGCUUUAACCGAAACAAUAACAGUUCUCGGGUACUUAUUCAAAAGGACGUAUGUGAUUUUGUAAACAAAGAUUCAGACGUCGAUUUGUCCGAUCUGAUUGCCCUCCCACGCAAACCAUCACCAUAGACAGAUAGGGAGAGGCUUCGGCUACCUGUUGGUGGUGUUGGUUUGCGUGGGAGUGUCAUCAGAUCGGACAAAUCGACGUUUGAAUCUUUGUUUACAAAAUCACAUACGUCCUUUUGAAUAAGUACCUUAGAGUUCUUUAUUAAGCAUUUCAAGGUGCGAGAGCCUUGUUACUAAUUAGUGUGUAUUAUUAUGUGAUUUAUUGUACCUAUUGUUCAAAGAAUGAUGUAAUUUUGAUUGCAUGUAACUAGUCCAUAUGAAACAGUCCAAAUAUAUAGCUUGCGGCACAAAGAA